AUGGCUUUCGUAACCCGGCAGUUCGUGCGCUCUGUGUCCUCCUCAUCCACUGCCUCAGCCUCGGCGAAGAAAAUCAUCAUCAAGCACGUGACGGUUAUCGGAGGUGGGCUAAUGGGCGCCGGCAUCGCCCAGGUUGCUGCAGCAACUGGCCACACGGUAAUGUUGGUGGACCAGACAGAGGACAUACUAGCAAAAUCUAGAAAGGGGAUUGAGGAAAGCCUUAGGAAAGUGGCCAAGAAGAAGUUUGCAGAAAACCCCAAGGCGGGUGAUGAAUUUGUGGAGAAGACCCUGAACAGCAUAUCAACCAGCACGGAUGCAGCAUCUGUGGUCCACAGCACAGACCUGGUGGUGGAGGCUAUCGUGGAAAACCUGAAGGUGAAGAACGAGCUCUUCAAGAGGCUGGACAAGUUUGCCUCUGAACACACAAUCUUUGCCAGCAACACUUCCUCUCUGCACAUCACAGACAUAGCCAAUGCCACCACAAGACAGGACCGAUUCGCCGGGCUCCAUUUCUUCAACCCAGUGCCCAUGAUGAAGCUUGUGGAGGUCAUAAAGACACCAAUGACCAGCCAGAAGACAGUUGAGUCUCUGAUAGACUUCAGCAAAGCCCUGGGAAAGCAUCCUGUUUCUUGUAAGGACACUCCUGGGUUCAUUGUGAACCGUCUCCUGGUGCCAUACCUCAUGGAAGCGAUCAGGCUGCAUGAACGAGGUGAUGCAUCCAAGGAAGACAUCGACACCGCGAUGAAGCUGGGGGCUGGAUACCCUAUGGGCCCAUUUGAGCUUCUCGAUUAUGUGGGCCUGGAUACUACGAAGUUCAUCAUUGACGGGUGGCAUGAAAUGGAUGCAAAGAACCCCUUGUUUCAGCCCAGCCCGUCCUUGAAUAAGCUGGUAGCUGAGAACAAGCUUGGCAAGAAGACCGGAGAAGGGUAUUACAAAUACAAGUGA
This is a messenger RNA of Puma concolor (puma), 945 nucleotides long. RefSeq names its product hydroxyacyl-CoA dehydrogenase (gene HADH). NCBI's taxonomy places the organism in Eukaryota, Metazoa, Chordata, Mammalia, Carnivora, Felidae. Gene Ontology annotation, molecular function: (3S)-3-hydroxyacyl-CoA dehydrogenase (NAD+) activity; NAD+ binding. Gene Ontology annotation, biological process: fatty acid beta-oxidation. The record is from RefSeq and is a predicted model, not a curated record. Gene Ontology annotation, cellular component: mitochondrion.